Molecule: messenger RNA, 636 nt
Organism: Aspergillus clavatus NRRL 1
Lineage: Eukaryota; Fungi; Ascomycota; Eurotiomycetes; Eurotiales; Aspergillaceae
Product: uS17 family ribosomal protein
Exons: 1
Coding region: 1-636 (211 amino acids)
Biological process (GO): translation
Cellular component (GO): ribosome
Molecular function (GO): structural constituent of ribosome
Source: RefSeq, a predicted model, not a curated record
AUGGCCCCCAGCAGCCUCUUCCGGGCCAUGCAGCCCCUGCGCUCCCUCCUCCCCCGGUCCACAACCACCACCCUCCCGCCCUUCCUCCACCCACGCUCCCGCACCAGCACCAGCAGCAUCCUCCGCCUCGCAUCGACGACAACCACACCACCGCAGCCCCAAACAUCCGCUCCCGCUCCCUCGAGCACCGUCGCUCCGACCUCCCUCCGCACGUACCCCUACACGACCAAAACCGGCACCGUCGUCUCCGUCGGCCGCAUGGACCGCACCGUGCGCGUCUCCUACCGCCACACCACCUGGGACCCGCACCUGCGCAAGUCCUACCCCAAGACCACGCACAUCCUGGUCUCGGACCCGCGCAACUCCCUCCGCGAGGGCGACGUGAUCGAGUUCUCGUCCGGCUUCCCCAAGAGCCGCCGCGUGCGGCAUGUUGUGGAGCGCAUCGUUGCGCCGUUUGGGUCCGCCAUUGAGGACAGGCCUGCUGUGAUGACGCGGGAGGAGCGCGAUGCGUUGCGUGUGCAGAAGAGAGCGGCGAAGUGGGCGAGGAGGGAAGAGAGGGGGUUUGAGGGUAUUCCGGAGCAUGUGGGACGUAUUCGGGGGUUGGUUCAUGAGAGGGUUGGUGGGGAGGUUGUUUAG